AUGAAGACCCCAGCGCUCAUCGCCGCGUGCCUGCUCGUGCUGGCGUCGGCGCUCAACGGCGCCUUGGCGCAUGAGCAUGUGCAGUGCGGGAAGCCGCUCGUCAUUUCCGCAGCCGGCGGCGUCGGCGAUGUCCGGAAGGCCUUCGAGAGGUUCCAGCGGGAGUUGGGAGGCGAGGACAACGGAAACGCCCCGGGGCCCCUCAAGAAGGGCUUCAGGUCCAUCGACUGGGACGCGGACGCGGUGCCCUUCGACAUGCCCGGCAACUUCUUCCGCGACGUUGUCACGCGCGGCCUGGAGCUCGUCCAAACCGACGAGUUCCGCGUGAGCAACCCCCCCAAGACCGACCCGGGCUUCCCGGACAACCUGUUCGACAGCAUCAACAAGGACCACCCCAACCAGUUCCAGGCCUUCAGCCCCGAGCGCAUCUUCAGCCCCCUGGAGGACAACCAUUUCAGCAUCUUGUUCUCCGUCCCCGCCAAGGGUGACCGCGCCACCGUGGCCGGCUACGGCGCCAUCUUCGUGGACGUGGACAACGAGGACGAGACGUUCCUCCAGCUCUUCGGCACCGGCGCCAAGGACCUCGGCCGCUUCUACGUGCCCGCGUACCCCCAGGGUCUGUCCUUCCUGGGCGUCAUCUGCGAGGCCUCCGUGAUCACCAGAGUCGACGUGCAGCUCGGCAACGCGGAGCUGCCCCAGACCGACCUGCCGCCCGAGUACGAGGUGGUGGUCAUGGACGACUUCCUGUUCUCGGAGCCCCAGGCCAUCGUCCAGAAGAAGCCCGCACACGCACCCGGCCGCAAGGAGGGGUCGGGGUACGGCUACGGGCGUUAG
Ostreobium quekettii is the source of this 831-nucleotide messenger RNA. The record is from the annotation of a GenBank genome assembly. NCBI's taxonomy places the organism in Eukaryota, Viridiplantae, Chlorophyta, Ulvophyceae, Bryopsidales, Ostreobiaceae.